AGCUCAUAAAUAUACAUGAUUCUAUAUUAAUUUCUUCAUGUUUUCUUAGCUAGUUUUCCAUCUAUUUGAGUCAUUUACUUUAUUUUUAUGUUUUGUAGGUGUUAUGGAGCAAAGUAGAAGAAAAGAAGCCAAAUCAGCAAAUCUGCCUGUGCAGAUCAGUCAACUUCAAAAUAAAACUGAGAACAGCUCAGAGCGAGUGAGAAAGUGAGCUUUAUAUGGUUGGAAAGCCUUGGAUGUCUAGUUUCCAGAACUUUUAACGGUUUGUCCAUAUCAUUUUUGUACAAAAAGUUAUGGCCGAAUUAGUACAGCAAGGUCAGACAUUCCGAGAAUCUGAAGUGGCAGCACACCUAACUUGAAAAGUUGCAGCCAUCCAUCUUUGAAAAAGAAACACUUCCAGCUGCAAUAACUAGUGCUAGGAGCAAUAUUUCCAGCUGCAAUAACUAGUGCUAGGAGCACUAUAUGAAAGAAAUAUUUCCAGCUGCAAUAACUAGUGCUAGGAGCAAUAUUUCCAGCUGCAAUAACUAGUGCUAGGAGCACUAUAUGACUAGAUAAAUAGAGGGGAGAGCGGAAGAGAACGGAGAACAGAGAAGGGGAGAGCAGAAGAUAGAGAGAGACAUUUAGUUUAGACUUAUGUCUGCAGCACAAGAGGAGAAAGAAUGACACCCUUUCUGCCAUCAUCCAGCUAUCAUCUCUUCCUUUUCUUUUCUUCUAGUCUUUGUUCUCAUCAUAACUAUGUCUAGCUAAAUACUUUUGUAGCUAGGGGCGAUUUCAAAGCCCCGAACAUGUUCAAUUCAUAUUAAUAAUUCAGUUUUUGGUUUUCUAUAUUGUCAAUUGAGUGUUUGAUUCACCGUGUCUACAAGAUGAAUCUUUACUUAUUUGCUUAGGUGCGCAACUAAAUGAAUAAGUUAGGAUUCUAAUGCUAGGAGUAACACUAGAUUCGUAUAUGUCUUGUGUUCAUUCCAAUUUAGUAGCAAAAUGUUUUCACGAAUUACAUGUGACAUCAAACCAUAGGUUUAGCAAGACUACCAACGUACUUGUGACCCUAGAUUUAUCCAAACCCUUUUCUUGCUUAAUGAUUUUGAUAUGUUAAACUUAGCGAGCUUGUGUCUAGGUUGCAUAAUCGGAAAUAGAUUAAGUGGUGAGCUUGUAUUCACUUAACGAGGAACUAAGAAAGGGUAAUGGGUUAACUCGAGCUUGUGAGUUAAUUUCGGGUAAAUUCAAUUAAGAAUUAGGAUUCCAUAACUGAGCUUUGAUAUGAUUGAGUGUGUUUGGUGGUGGAGAAUGAGUCCUUAGCUUUGUUUUUAUCAAUAGUUGUAAAAUUAUAAAAUCUGUUUCUGUUUCGUUAUAUUUCUGUGUUCAGUUUUACGUGAAUUAUUUCAUAUAUCAAAUCAACUCCGAUUGUUCUGAAAUUUUGUAUAAGUGUUAUUCAAUGUGUCUUUAGUGUCCUGUAAAAUUUACAGAAAAUUCCGUCGAGUCUAGGUUAGUUGAUUAAUUUAUUUUCGUUAACUGUUCAGUAGCAUGGUUUAGAGUAGUUUGUGACAUUUGGUUAGCAGUUUAGAAACAAUCUUCAGCGGGUAAUGACCCUUGCUUGAUCACUAUAUUACCAACGAUGAUGUUUGAGUGCAAGGUUUAAGUUGUGCAUCUUUUUAAGACGUACCAGUACUUUGUAAUCCCUAUAUAUAGGGCUCCUAUUCUCAAUAAUAUGAUGACAAUUCUCUCUACAAUUUCUCUCAAAUCUCUUUUUCCUUAAACAGGUAGAACAACUUUAAUGUCUUCUCAUGGUUGACUUGCGAUUCACUUCUUCAGCUCAUUUGCCAAUGACACGGCCUUUCAUUUCUGGAUCGUCUUCGCUUCACAAGCCACCCAAAUUCAUAUUGGCCGGUCUGAAUCUGCUAAUAAGGGUAGCCAUAGGUAGAACUACCAAGUUCAAAGCCCUCCUCUUAAAUCUCGAAUCGACGCUAGACUGUUUGCAACCACGAGUCAUCCAGCAGAUAAGAGACCAUAAUGUGGAGCUGAAUCUCCCAAACGAUAUAAUUCAAGACCUGCAAGUGAAAAUGGAUGAUGGUGUGGCACUCAUUGCCAAUUUAUCUAGGCUUAGCGUGUGGAACUGUCGCAUAUGGGGGGACUGUUGCAACUGCAUGAAGCCUAGCUAUGCAGACCAACUUGCUGCAUUGGAUAGGUCUCUUAGACGACUGUUGGAGAUACUAAAGCUUGAGCAGAUGAGGAACGUGAUGGAGCUCUUGCUUUUGGCAAGGAGAAGUAAUGACCGACAAGAUGACUUGGAGAGAAGACAGUUGGAAAUUCUGAAAGCGCUGCAAGAAACCGGGGAUAUGUUAAGAGCGCAGCAGGAAGUAAUGGAGAGAAUUGAAAGGAAUGGUGCUGCAUCUUCAGACAGAGGAGGGUCAGCUCCUGCUCCUGCUCUAGGAACAGUAUUUAGGGUGUUGUUUGAUGUUGUUAUCAGAGUAAAGGUCAAGAAUAUGAUGUAUGAGCGCCUCCUCAAAGAUUUUGAAUCCACUCUUGAAUGCUUGAAGCCACUUAUAGAAGAGAUGGUGGAGUCUAACAAGUUGUUGCAUCUUCCAAAUGAGGAACAAGAAUAUUUCAUAAUGCAAAUGGAAAAGGGUGUAGAGUUAAUUCACCAGUGCUCUGAGGCUUGCAAGGGAGGACUAAGGUAUAAAAAGUACGAAUACACCAAGAAACUUCUGGGAUUGGAUGAAUGUCUUCAAAGGCUUUUCAUUGAACUCAAAGAGCAGGUAGUAAGGAAUGUGAAGGAGGCCUUGGUGCUUAUAAGUAACUUGGAAAAAGAGAUCGCAGAAAUUGAAGGGGUUGUUGUGGUACAAAGUGAUGAAAUUGAGUGUUCGAUUCCAGCACCUCAACCUCGAUCACCUUUAGUUGGAGAGGAUUUACAAAAUGUGCAGAUAAAUCGAGUGGUGAUCGAUAAGACAUUCGAUGCAGUAAGUAACUUAGAAGAGGAGAUCAAGGAAAUUAGAGAAGUUAAUGUGGUACAAAAUGAUGAAGUACAAAGUAAAGGUCCUCAACCUUCAUUGCCUACAGCUGGAUCCAGUGUACAAAGUAUGCAGGGAACAAGGGAUGUGAUCAAGGAAAGAUGGGACUCGGAAAAGUUGCCGGAUGUCAAGCAAAUUAAAGGGAAAGGCUUGUUCGAAUAUCCGGUUGCUGGUGAAUAUGACCUUCGUCCACCAUUUCCAGUGGGACUUGCACUGGAACGAGAAGAUCACGCUGAUGCAUACAGUAAUGCAUCAUUGGAAGAACCAGUUGAUGAAUUGGAUAUGCAUGUCAGCUACUUGAAACGGAAGCUUUUAUAUGGUGGUCACUUAGCCAUUGUGCUGACGGGACCUGAAGGAUGCGGGAAAACUAGAUUGGCAGAAAAGUUUUGUCAAGAUGAGGAAGUCAUAGAUGAAUUCAAGAACAAUAUUUUCUUCGUCCCUGUUUCGGAAAGCCCCAAAUUGCAGCUUAUUGUUCAAAAACUAUAUCCAGAGGAGGGCUACAGGAAAAUUAUGUUGCCAGAUGAAAAUGGAGUUCAUGCAAUUCAGUGGCUGCAAGCAUUUGUUAAGCAUGUAGGACAUCAUCGUUCUCUGUUGGUCCUAGAUGAUGUCUGGCCUGGAUCUGAAUCCCUUCUUGAUGAGUUUGAUGAAUUCAAAAGGUCAAAUUUCAAGAUUCUGGUGACAUCAAGAUUCGAAUUUCCAAGAUUUGGUUCCUCCUAUUAUGUAAUGACGGAUGAUGUACUUAGGGUAGGUAGAUAACAUGAAAAUAUUGUCAAUUGCAUGUCACAGCCAAGGAAAAGAAAAAGAAUAAAGAGGGUAAGAACAAAGAAAGAAAUGAGAAGUCUCUAUGUUUGUGUACAUUUCUAAUGCCUUAUACUUUAUUGGAUUGAUUGUGUUAAAUUGGCAGAACUCAGUAAGCCAUUUAUAGAACAGAAAAAUGUCUUCUGUGUAAAAUUACUAACAAGAAAUCCAUCAUUUACACACUGUUAUUAAAGGAGACUUCUUUAUUUGUCUUGGAUGUGAAGAAUUGUAAGAAUUUGAUAUUUU
This is a messenger RNA of Rosa rugosa (rugosa rose), 4046 nucleotides long. RefSeq lists its product as uncharacterized. Gene Ontology annotation, biological process: defense response to fungus. NCBI's taxonomy places the organism in Eukaryota, Viridiplantae, Streptophyta, Magnoliopsida, Rosales, Rosaceae. The transcript is spliced from 2 exons. The record is from RefSeq and is a predicted model, not a curated record. Gene Ontology annotation, molecular function: ADP binding. The coding region runs from base 1779 to 3758 and encodes 659 amino acids.